Messenger RNA from Galdieria sulphuraria, 1004 nucleotides. RefSeq lists its product as hypothetical. Bases 26 to 949 code for a protein of 307 amino acids. Gene Ontology annotation, cellular component: Golgi apparatus. The record is from RefSeq and is a predicted model, not a curated record. The transcript has 7 exons. Gene Ontology annotation, molecular function: protein binding. Lineage: Eukaryota; Rhodophyta; Bangiophyceae; Galdieriales; Galdieriaceae. Gene Ontology annotation, biological process: Golgi organization.
AAGUGAGAUAUAGACAAUCCAUUGGAUGGGCAUUGAAAGUUCCAAGUUUACAGAAAGUGAAGUCGACAGUGACGAACUAGAAGGUCACUAUGGAUACCGUAUUAUGAAAUUAUUGGAGAAUGGGUCGGGUAUGAGAGCUGGACUGAGAGUUUAUGAAGAUUUCAUCGUUGCCGUUGACGACUUGAUUGUUGAAGAAGAGGAAGAAAGAAUUCCAGAAUAUUUAAAGGAAAAGACAGGACAGCAAGUCAAGUUGGUGGUUUGGAACUGUCUUGACGAAGAGGAGCGAGAGGUUGUGUUGGUUGUAAAUAAGCCAACAAAAGAUAUGGGCUAUCUUGGAGUGAUUGUGAGAUACGAGUCACUGUUCCAAGCAGCCGAAUACUCUUGGCAUGUGAUUAGUGUUGUACCCAAUAGUCCUGCUGAUGAAGUGGGUCUUAUGCCACAAUCGGAUUAUAUCGUAGGUACACCCAGUGUGGCUUUCCGUAGUUAUGAUACUCUUCCACAACUGGUUUAUGAUGCUGCACAUUUACAGAAUCCUCUCGAUCUGAUGGUUUGGUCAAAAGCCACUGGGAAAGUGAGACUAAUUUCUGUGGAACCUGAAAUAACUGAGGAAGGAACACCUUUAUUAGGUUGCGAAUUAGCGAAAGGUCUCCUUCAUCAACUACCCAGGAGAAAUACUUCCAAGACGCUCACACGAUAUAUUAAACAGGCAGAAACGACUGAAACACCGAAUACUCUUGAUAGUGAAGAAAGUAACGAAAGCAGUACAAAGGAUACGACAUAUUCCAACAGCAUAGAUACGACAAAUGAAGAGUUUUAUGAUACUCGUUCACCGUCUUCUUUUGAGGCACGUAACCUGGAACAGGUUUCUGAUAUUGUAGAACCAAGCAGACAAAGUUUCGACAGUCAGAGGACUAAGUCAGGCUCGACGACCUUCAACAAGAAUACUUGAAGACGCAUCACUUUCUGUAGUUCGAAUACGAAACAAGAAAAUACUUACAUAUGCC